Messenger RNA from Kwoniella botswanensis, 1926 nucleotides. RefSeq lists its product as uncharacterized. Gene Ontology annotation, biological process: protein phosphorylation. The transcript has 11 exons. Gene Ontology annotation, molecular function: protein serine/threonine kinase activity; ATP binding. The coding region runs from base 1 to 1926 and encodes 641 amino acids. Gene Ontology annotation, cellular component: cytoplasm. Lineage: Eukaryota; Fungi; Basidiomycota; Tremellomycetes; Tremellales; Cryptococcaceae. The record is from RefSeq and is a predicted model, not a curated record.
AUGUCAUCCUCUCCACCCCGUCCUGCGAGGUUAGCAGACCCAGCUACGACUUACACCUUAUUAGAGAAAUUGGGAACAGGGAGUUUCGGAACCGUGUGGAAAGCAUCACAUAAUGAGACUAAACAGAUAGUGGCUAUUAAGAUGAUCGACCUCGAAUCGUCCGACGAUGAUAUAUCAGAAAUACAAGCUGAGAUAGCACACUUGUCGUCCUGUUGGUCAGAUCAUGUUACAAAGUACUAUGGAUCAUUUGUGAGAGGUGCGAAACUGUGGAUCGUCAUGGAGUAUCUUGCUGGUGGAAGUUGUUUGGAUCUGCUCAAACCCGGCGUAUUCACCGAAUCGCAAAUAGCGAUAGUCUGCCGAGAACUUCUUUUGGGUCUACAAUACCUACACGAUGAAGGGAAGAUCCACAGAGAUAUCAAAGCUGCCAAUGUCUUGCUGUCAGCCAGCGGAGGAGUGAAGCUGGCCGAUUUCGGAGUUGCCGCUCAGCUCUCUUCGCAUAAAUCGCAACGCCACACUUUUGUCGGUACACCAUUCUGGAUGGCACCUGAAGUGAUCCGUCAAGCGGGGUAUGACUCCCGAGCGGAUAUUUGGUCAUUGGGUAUAACAGCUAUCGAAUUGGCGAAAGGUGAACCUCCAUUGAGUGAAUAUCACCCUAUGAGAGUGUUGUUCCUCAUUCCCAAAGCCAGAGCACCGAGAUUGGAGGAACCUCAAUGGUCAGAUACGUUCAAGGGUUUUAUUGAGAGGUGUUUGCAGAAAGAUCCUACGGAUCGAGCAACUGCGAAAGAACUGCUGCAACACCCUUUCAUUACCUCUGCUCGAUCCACCUCACACCUUGUGCCGCUCAUCGAACGGUAUCAAGUAUUGAAAGCACGUUCACCGAAUAAGAAAUCGAAUAGCCCUUCGAAAACACUAAACAAGUUAGCAGCUGGGCUGGGCAACUUGACGAUUGGUCCAGGAGGGACGAUGAGGAGCGAAUGGAAUUUUGACGAGACCAUCAAGGGGACUGUGAAAGGUGUUCCCGUCAGUCUGGAUUUGGAGGAUCUGGAGGAUAAUGAUGAGUGGGAUUACCAGGAUGAAGAUGGUGAAGGUGAUGAUUGGGAGGGGACGGUGAGGGAACGAGAGGACUUGUUAAGGGCUUCGACAUUGAAUGGCUCUGAUCUAUCUCUUCCAAUGCUUGAGAGAUCGUCUCCUAACCCCACGCCCUCCAUUGGAUCGUCGCCUCAGACUCCCCAUUCGGAUGUGAUGGAUCUCAAAUCUUCUAGUGGCAGUGGAACGUCGGGAAAGAGUACUUGGAAAGAAAGGCAUAAUAAGGAUGGAGGCACAGUGGUGAAAGAAGGUGAUUUGGGGGAUGGCUUCUCUACGGUCCGACCGAUGAAAAAGAUCGAUACUGUCAGAUCCGGUCGGAUGUCCAACGGAUAUAUCGGUACGGGCUCAGUCAGAAAGCUCAACGGCGUGACUGGUUUGGAAAGUCCCAUCAAAUCGAAACCUCCUCUAUCACCUCGAGGUCGGGCUGGUCAGGCGUUAGUCGAGGAGGUGAUCGUGGGUGUGCUGGAUAAUACUUUGUCGGAAGAUCACGAUGCGACUGCAUUGGAAGGGUUGAAUCUGAUCAAGAAAGGAUUCUCAGAUUUGGGUAAUAACGAUCCUGAGAUUGCAUAUAAGCUGGUCAUGGAUAUACUAGGUGGAAUAAGGCAGAACGACAUCGUUCACUCUCAUAUACGCAAUAUGUCAAUGGCCAAUGUCAUACCGAGGUCCAGACCUAUCGUGGAGAUUGAUAAUGGUAGUAAACCAUCUACGCCGAAUCACGAGGAUAUUGCGAUUAAGAAGGAAAAGGAGAAUGAUGAUUUGAUAAGAGAAAGAAGUCCGAUUGCUGACUUGCUAUAUCUAAGAUGGUUAGACGGUUUGCGACUGAAAUGGCCUGGGUCAUGA